Quercus robur (English oak) is the source of this 8156-nucleotide messenger RNA. RefSeq names its product disease resistance protein RGA2-like. The record is from RefSeq and is a predicted model, not a curated record. Gene Ontology annotation, biological process: defense response to other organism. The coding region runs from base 176 to 3616 and encodes 1146 amino acids. The transcript is spliced from 24 exons. Lineage: Eukaryota; Viridiplantae; Streptophyta; Magnoliopsida; Fagales; Fagaceae. Gene Ontology annotation, molecular function: protein binding; ADP binding.
CUUUUUUAUUCUUCACGCGGAAUCAUCAUCAAUCAGUGUGAUUAAAGAAGCGAAAUUGAGCAGUGCUGCCUUUACAAAACUUUAAUCUUCUUUCUUUCUUCCUACCACAUUUCAUCCUUGUUUUUUCAACUUUCUUGUCUAUCUCUCAGUGCUUUCUUUCACCCAACAAGAAGAAAUGGCCGAUGCAAUCCUGUAUGGCGUUGUGCAGAAGAUCAUUGAAAGCUUGGGCUCCUCCACUCUCCAACAAGUUGGAUCAAUCUGGGGUUUCAAAGAUGACCUCGAAAAAAUGUCAAACACUGUUUCCACCAUUCAAGCUGUUCUUGAGGAUGCAGAGGACCAGCAGGUCCAGAGCCGUCAAGUCAGGGACUGGCUUACGAAGCUCAGAGAUGCAGUUUUUGAUGCAGAUGACUUGUUGAGCGAGUUCUCCACUCAUGUGUUGCGGCAAAAUGUGAUGGGUGGUGGUAGAAUGACAAAGAAGGUACGCGUUUUCUUUUCUAGCUCAAAUCAACUUGCUUUUGGUUUUAAGAUGGCUCGCAAAAUAAAGGCUAUGAGGGAGAGGUUUAAUGAUAUAGCAAGGGAUAGGAACAAUUUCCAGUUGGAAAAGCGUCCUUUAGGGACAGCAGUUGUGAUUAGGGGGAGGGACCAGACUCACUCAUUUGUACGUGAAGAAGACGUUAUCGGGAGGGAGGAGGAUAAGGAGGCCAUCAUAGGUCAAUUGUUGGACUUUGAUGUGGGGGAAAACGUUUCGUUCAUAUCCAUAGUAGGAAUUGGGGGGCUAGGGAAGACCACACUUGUUCAAUAUAUAUACAAUGAUGAGAAGGUCAAGGCUUAUUUUGAGUUGCAGAUGUGGGUGUGUGUCUCUGAUGACUUUGAUGUGAAAACAAUUGCUGAAAAGAUACUUGCAUCGGCGAUCGGUACAAGGCCUAACAACCUUGAAAUGGAUCAAUUGCAAAUUGAACUUCGCAAAAGUCUCAACCAAAAGAAGUACUUACUUGUGUUGGAUGAUGUGUGGAAUGAGAACAAAGAAAAAUGGUGUAAAUUGAAAACACUUUUGUUGGAUGGCUCAAAGGGAAGUAAGGUGGUGAUAACUACACGGACCAACUUGGUUGCAGAUAUUACCGGCACAAUGCAGUAUUUUCUAAAAGGUUUGUCAAAGGAUCAAUCUUGGUCUUUAUUGAAACAAAUGGCAUUUGAAAAAAGGCAAGAUACUAUCAAUCCUAAGUUUGAAGCAAUUGGAAGAGACAUUGUAGAAAAAUGUUGUGGUGUGCCUCUUGCUAUAAAGGCAAUAGGAAGAGUAUUAUACAACAAAAAGACAGAAUCUGAAUGGUCAUAUAUUAAGGAUAAUGAACUCAAAAAUGUAAUUAAGCUAAAGGAUGAUAUUUUUCCUGUUUUAAAAUUGCGUUAUGAUCAUCUCCCACUACAUUUAAAGUGUUGUUUCGCAUAUUGUUCGUUGUUUCCCAAAGAUUAUUUGAUUGAGAAGUUGACAUUGAUACGAUUAUGGAUAGCACAAGGAUUUAUCCAAUCUCAAGAAGAGAACUUACAAUUAGAGGAUAUUGCCAAUGAGUACUUUGAGGAUCUAUUGUGGAGGUCCUUCUUCCAAGUAGUAGAAGAAGACAAAGGCAUGUUCAUGAACUUUAAAAUGCAUGACUUAAUCCACGAUCUUGCACAGUCGAUUUCAAGUAUUGAGUGUACACUGGUUAAUUCUAAUGCAAAACAUGUGAACGAAAAAGUUCGUCAUAUAUCAUUCUCAUUUUACAAUGAUUCAUUCUUUGGAGAGAAUUUAAACUCAUUGGUUAAAGCAAACAAGAUACGAACAUUCAUUUUGACAUCCCAUAAAUGGAAGCAUCUAGCGGAAGUGGAAGAGGGAGAAUCAACUCUCAAAAAACUUAUUUCUGCUUUUGUAUAUAUCCGUGCAUUAGAUCUACAUGGCUUAAAAAUUAAGAUGUUGCCAAAUAUCAUAGGUAAGUUGAUGUAUCUAAAGUACCUUGACCUUUCCAAUAAUGAUAUUGAGGUUCUCCCUAGUUCUAUUAUGACAUUGGUGAAUUUGCACACAUUGAAACUCGAUUAUUGUUAUGAACUUAAGGAGUUACCAACAGACAUUCAAAAAUUGGUCAGCCUCAAGCAUCUUGGUAUAAAUUCAUGUUCCCAUUUGACUCAUAUGCCAUAUGGAGUUGGGCAGUUGACUUCUCUUCAAACAUUAUCCUUAUUUGUUGUUAGUAAGGACCCCAUAGGUUCCUCCAAGCGCUGUGGUGGACUAGCAGAAUUGAACAAGCUAAAUGAUUUGAGAGGAGAAAUAGAGAUUAAAAAUUUGGAAUUGGUGAAAGAUGCUAUCUCAGAAACAAAGGCCGCAAACUUGAAGGAGAAGCAGCAUCUCAGUAGCUUGUCAUUAAGUUGGAAUUCUAGGCUUGAUGAUGUUAUCAACGUUGGUGAUGAUGAAAAUUUAUUAGAUGGCAUACAACCACCCCAAAAUUUAAAAUAUUUGUCUGUACAAUGGUAUGGGGGUGCGAGAUUUUCAAUUUGGCUUUCUUCGCUAACAAAUCUUACUGAAUUAAAUAUAGACGGUUGCAAGAAAUGCCAACAUUUGCCACCAUUGUAUCAAUUGCCAUCUCUUCGAGAGAUAUCUCUUUGGGAAAUGCAUAGUCUAGAGUACAUAUCAGACUUGGAUAUCACCAAUGAAGUCUUUGCUUCAUCAUUGACAACAUUUUUCCCAUCCCUGGAGUCACUUUCGCUACAAGAAUGUCGUAAUCUAAAGGGAUGGUGGAAGAGGGAUAUUGUUGAUAACGGCGAUGCAACAAUAAUGACAUCCACAUCAUCAUGGAGUCAUCAAUAUCACCAACACAUAUCACUGCCUUCCUUUCCCUGUCUUUCUUACUUGACUAUAACUGAUUGUAGUAAGUUGACUUCCAUGCCGCCGUUUCCAUAUCUCGAAGAAGAGCUUUUUUUGAGUUGCGUUAGCUGGAAGGCAUUGCAACAAACAAUGGCGAUGAAGAUGAAUAUGGUAGGAGCUUCUUCACUUCUCUCCUCCAUCCCUCCUCUCUCCAAAUUAAGGAAAUUGAAUUUGUGGGAGAUGCCAGACAAAGAGCCUCUGCCAGAGGAGUGGCUUCAAAACCUAACUUCUCUCGAGGAAUUAGAUAUUAGGAGGUGCUCUACAUCUCUGUCUCAAAUUCUGAGACAUCUCACCUCUCUUAAGGUGCUGACCAUUGGGGACUGCGAGGAAGUUGAUCUAUUUAGUGAUGCGGACGAUGAUGGUACAAAAUUUCAACAUGUUAAGUGCCUUCAGUCUCUGUCUUUUACAAAAAUUUCUAAACUCGAGUCUCUUCCUGCAUAUCUUCAAUCCGUUACUAUUCUCCGAAAUCUCUCGAUUGACGACUGUCCCAGCUUGAUGACUUUAUCGGAAUGGAUCGGCAACCUCACAUCACUUCAAAGCCUUGAAAUUGAAGAUUGCCCUAAUUUGACAUCCCUUCCCGAAGGGAUGCGUCGCCUCACCUCGUUACAGUCCCUGAGGAUCUAUGAAUGUCCCCACUUAGAGCAAAGAUGCCAGAAGGAAAUUGGAGAGGAUUGGACAAAGAUUGCCCACGUCCCAAAAUAUUCCAAUGAAUCUCGGUGGAAUUAUUAAUGAUAAAGUCAAAAUUCAGACUUGGCAAAUGAGCUGUUGCUGCAGGACUCGCUGAUAUUGGAGUAACAUUGUAUUGGCAAGCCUAAAAUUUCUCAUGUCCCAAAAUAUUCCAACAAAUUUCGGGUUUAACUACAGAUAUGCUUCAACUAGAAUUUCAGAAGCAAACUACAAAGAUGAGUCAAGGGGUUGCCCGAAAUUGAUCACGUUUGGAGCGGGUGCAUCUGAUCAAACAUCAAUUCUUUUCGGUAUAAGUUUAAUAAUUGAUCUCAAAUCUUUAUACAAACAGCAAUUCCAUUGUUUGUCCUCCGGCUCUUUCUUCUCCUCCAAUGAGAAGAAAUGUUUGAGUAGACCUGAAGAAGCAAUUAAAGUCUAGAAAAAGCUCGGGCCUUAUAAUUAGUUCUUGUUGAACGCUUUUGGCCUCUGCAAUUUUCAAAAUUGUAUAAAGCCACAAAGAGAUUGACAUGUGCGAUGCUAGCCGCAUGGUUCCUACAUUCCAAGUGCUGUGCUGAAGAUGAAACUUGAUCUUGAUCCAAGCAAAGGGGGAACUUGGAAGGCCUGAGUUCUAUUUCGAAUAUGGAGAAUAUCCCGAACAGGCAUGAAAUAGAAAGACUGAGCAAUAUCUGGCUGACUUUGGUAUUCCAUACACAAUUAUAAGCUUCAUUUUUAGGCGGGUGAUACUUCAGAUGUUCAAACACUACCUCCUAGAGCAUCUUGUCUUUUGUUCAUAUCAGAAUAUUGCUAAGCUUGAUGACUUUACUGGAAUGGAUUGGCUGCGUCACCUCUUUACAGAUACUAAGCAUCAUUGAUUGCCCCCAUUUGGAGAAAAUAUGCCAAAAGGAUAUUGCGCCUCAAUCAGCAAUUCCCGAUAUUGAGAAUAUAUUUCCAGGUAAUCAUCUCCCUUACUCCGAUAUGAUAAAUCAAUCUGAACUGUUCUUGUCUAUUGAAAAAGAGUUUUUUGGCCCAUAUAUAGAAGCAAUUGAAACAUUGGAAAAAAGCCUGGGUCUCAUUAUCUGGGUUUUUGAAGAAGAAGAAGAAGAAGAUUUUGAAGGGAAAGAGGUGAGAGAAGAAGAAAAGCGUAAAUAUAAUUAUCUGUUUUUCCAUUUACUUUCAAAUUGGAUCUGAUUAAUUUGUUUUGAUUUUAACUGUUUUUAUGUCAAAAAAUUGAAAAUUUUGUGUAAAUCACUUAUGGCUUUCUUUUAAAAUAUUAUAUAUUUUAAACAAAUAUAGUUGGUGCUUGUUUUAAAACAUUGGGGCUUUGCAAUUUUCAAUAACUAAGUGGUGAUUCCCUUCUUUUUCUUCUUUAAAAAAAAAAAAAAAAAAAAAUUCUAGAUAUGAUUUCUUCACAUGUUAAGUAUUGAUAAGAUGAUUUACUUGGUAGGUUUAUUGAUUUAAGUGCAUAAACAGACUUGGCAAACGAGUUGUUCUGUGGGACUUGCUAAUGUUAGAGUAACAUUGUGUUUGAAAAUCAUUGCAAAUAACUAAAUUCCUGUUCAACAACCGAUAUGCUUCCAAUGGCACACUACAAAGAAUUGAAUAGGAGUCAAGGGAAACAAUGGAGGGCAGCCCAAAAUUGGUCACAUCCUCAAACUAAUGUUGGGAGCAGAUGAAUUUGGUCAAUCAUCAAUCUUUUUUGUUCAUAAAGAGAUUGACAUGAGGGAUGCCAGCCACAGUUCCUAUAAUCCAAGUGCUGUGCCAAAGAUGAAACCUGAUCUUGAUCCAAGCAAAGGUGGAACUUGGAAGGCCUGAGUUCUAUUUUGAAGAUGUAGCAUAUUCUGAACAAGUUGAUUGGAUUGGGCAGAAAACCAAAUAGCUACUGCUAAGGCUGCGAGAGUGAAGCAAAUUGCUCUAUGAGUGGAACAAACCCAAAUUGACCUUUGAAAAUAGCUUGGGUGAUGACUAUAUUGGUGUGGAAUAGAAACGUUGAGCAAUAUUUGGCUGACUUUGGUAUUCCAUACACAAUUAUAAGCUUUAUUUUUAGGAGGGUGAUACUUGGGAUGUUCAAACACUACCUUCUGGAGCAUCAGUCUUUUGUUCAUAUCAGAAUAUUGCUAAGCUGGAUGACUUUACCGGAAUGGAUCAGCAGCCUCACAUCACUUUAAAACCUUGUAAUUGACGAUUGCCCCAAUCUGACAUCACUUCCCGAAGAAAUGAGUCGCCUCACCUCUUUACAGAUAAUAAGCAUCAUUGCUUGCCCCCAUUUGGAGAAAAUAUGCCAAAAGGAUACUGGUAAUCUUCUCCCUUACUCCGAUAUGAUAAAUCAAUCUGAAUUGUUCUUGUCUAUUGAAAAAGAAAAGAACAAACUCUAUUGACCCAUAUAUAGAAGCAAUUGAAACCUUGGAAAAAAGCCUGGGUCUCAUUAUCUGGGUUUUUGAAGAAGAAGAAGAAGAAGAAGAUUUUGAAGGGAAAGAAGUGAGAGAAGAAGAAAAGCAUUGGAAGGCUAAUAAAAGAGUCCAACAACGUUUCUAGAAUAAAUGAUAGUUGCCAUUGAUGAUAAAGUGGGAAUUCAGACUUGGCAAACGAGUUGUUUCUGUGGGACUUGCUAAUGUUAGAGUAACAUUGUGUUUGAAAAUCAUUGCAAAUAACUAAUUCUUGUUCAACAACUGAUAUGCUUCCAAUGGCACACUACAAAGAAUUGAAUAGGAGUCAAGGAAAACAAUGGAGGGCAGCCCAAAAAUCUUUUCUUCUUUAUUGUUUAGUAAUUAAUCUCAAAUCUUUUUACAAACACCAAUUCCAUUGUUUUUCCUCUAUUUCUUCUUUCUUCUUCUAUUUCCUCUUUCUAUUCCCUUUAUUUAUUUUUUGUCCGAAUGAAAAAUGUUUGAGUUGAUCUGAAUAUGAAGAAGCAAUUGAAGCCUAGAAAAAGCCUUGGCUUCAUAACUGGUUCUUGUUGAACACUUUUGAUCGCUGCAAUUUUCAAUAUUUAAGUAUUGAUUACCUUCUUUUUCUUUUUUUUUUUAAAUUAUUUUUUCUAGAUAUUAUGACUUCAUAAGAUGAUUUACUUGGCUGGUUUAUUGAUUUAAGUGCAUAAAGAGAUUGACAUGAGGGAUGCCUGCAGCAUAGUUCCUAUAAUCCAAGUGCUGUGCCGAAGAUGAAACCUGAUCUUGAUCCAAGCAAAGGUGGAACUUGGAAGGACUGAGUUCUAUUUCGAAGAUGGAGCAUAUCCUGAACAGGUUGAUUGGAUUGGGCAGAAAACCAAAUAGAUGCUGGUGGAGUUUUUGCUCUUCUCAUCUCCACUUGGUUGAAUUCUGUUUCAACAGUUUUUUAUUUUAUUUUUCUGAGUUAUAUGAUUUAUAUGACAACUAAGGCUACAGGAGCGAAGAAAAAUUUGUUGGUUGGCUCUAUGGGUGGAACAAACCCAAAUUGACCCUUGAAAAUAGCUUAGGUGACCACAAUAUACUGGCCAAAUGCUUUGUCUUUUUCACCAUAUUACAGGUGUGGAAUAGAAAGGUUGAGCAAUUUUUGGCUGACUUUGGUAUUCCACACAAUUAUAAGCUUUAUUUUUAGGCGGUUGAUACUUGGGAUGUUCAAGCACUACCCUCUGGAGCAUCAGUCUUUUGUUCAUAUUAGACUAUUGCUAAGAAAUAUUUUGAAGCACAAAGCAAACUUUGAAAGGGUGCCAGCAGUAAACUGGGGACGAUUAGUAAAAUUUGCUCACCUGAAGUUUGGAGGGAAGGAACCUGUCCAUCAGAAACAGUUUGAAGCACAAAGCAAACAUUUGAAAGGGUGCCAGUAGGAAACAAGGAACAGCUGCUAAAAAUUGCUCACACCCUGGGGCUUGCUGGGGAUGAGCCUGUCUAUCAGGAAACUUUAGCUUUACAAGAUAACUUGCACUGAAAUAUGCUGGAGCUGUUGUUAUGGAUUUUGUGUUCAAAAAAUAUCCAAAGAAAUAUAACAUCACCUGUGAACAUUAUGAAGCUGCAUAAACAUAGUGGAUGCUAUAAAUGGCUGGGACUUCCUUGCUAUGAGUUCAAGUGCAAGAUGAGCACAUUAUGUUACGAACAUAGAGAGAUUGCGUGGAGGUUUGAGAUGAGAGUGAAUUCCAUGUGCUGUGGUUCCAAGAGCCUUCUCAAAUGGGUUUUGCAAUAUCAUUCAGUUUUGCUUGAAGAUAGUUUGAUGAUUUUAUUGGUGUAAAAAAUGCUAUGGAAGAAGAGGGUCAUGAUGCUGAUGAGGCAAGCUUGCGGUACGGAUAUCUUGAAUUAUAUAGUUGAAAGUUGAAACCAGUCGCGUUGAUGUUAACAAGGCUUGUGGUUUGGAUGGACCAUGACACUUCAUUGUGUUGCAGCUGGGGGAUUUGCUAUUUCAGCUGAGGUUAUUAAGCUCUUGUUUGGUGCUUCUGCAUUUUAUUUUGUUUUGUUGCAUACUGUUGACUAUGUAUUCCAUGGUCAUGUUAUUCUUGUUGUUUCUCGCAUUAGAGUAAUCAUAUGAAAGGAAUAUGAAAGGAAUAGAACAUGUAUAUAUCUGGAGUGGAUGUUGUUUUCAUUAAUAAGCAUUUUGGGUAUGAAUCGAAACAUAAGUGAAAAUUGGGAACCUCUAUUUCAUUUCA